This is a messenger RNA of Patella vulgata (common limpet), 1519 nucleotides long. RefSeq names its product SUMO-activating enzyme subunit 1. NCBI's taxonomy places the organism in Eukaryota, Metazoa, Mollusca, Gastropoda, Patellidae. Gene Ontology annotation, molecular function: SUMO activating enzyme activity. Gene Ontology annotation, cellular component: cytoplasm; SUMO activating enzyme complex. Gene Ontology annotation, biological process: protein sumoylation. The record is from RefSeq and is a predicted model, not a curated record. Bases 86 to 1129 code for a protein of 347 amino acids. The transcript is spliced from 9 exons.
CUCCACUUAAAUUUAUUUCCAAGUUUAUAAACAAGAAGUUAUAAAUUUUUGAAAGUUUCUCUGUGUGGUAAACCUAAGUUUUAAAAUGGGAGAAGAAAACAUAACAGAGGCUGAGGCUGCUCUUUAUGACAGACAGAUUCGCUUGUGGGGUCUGGAUGCACAAAAAAGAUUAAGAGCAGCAAAGGUAUUAUUGAUAGGUAUAAAAGGAUUAGGAGCUGAGGUAGCAAAGAAUAUUGUUCUAUCAGGAAUAAAAUCUUUAACAAUACUUGACCAUACACAGGUUGAUGAAGAGGACAAGCUGUCUCAGUUUCUGAUUCCACAGGCAGAUAUAGGGAAAAAUCGGGCACUCUCAUCUCUAGAACGAACCCAGUUAUUGAAUCCCAUGGUGAAUGUAACAGCUGAUACUGAUGAUGUGGCUGACAAGAAUGAUGAAUUUUUUAAACAGUAUGACGUCAUCUGUGCUGCAUGUUGUCCUUCAUCUCUACUAUGUAAAAUAAAUAAUAUAUGUUCAGAAAAUAAUAUUAAAUAUUUUGCUGGAGAUGUAUUUGGUUACUAUGGUUACAUGUUUGCUGAUCUUGGAAAGCAUGAAUUUGCUGAAGAAGUACCCAAGUUGAAUCAGAAACAAGAAUCAAGUCAACCAGAUGAGGAAUGUGGUGAUGGUGAACCUGCUCCUAAAAAAAUAAAAAAAGAUGAAAAAGAGACUGUGGUUGUUAAAAAGGAGGAAAUAUUUUCACGUUUGCAGAGUGCCUUAGAUGUUGAUUGGUCAACUACAGAGAUUAAAACUAAAAUAAAAAGAACACCUACAGCUCACUUCAUAACUUUAGCUAUAUUUGAUUUUAUGGAGAAGAAUAAACGUCGACCACAACUGUCUACCUCAGAAGAAGACAGUAAACAAUUGUUAGAAUGUAGAAAGAUGAUUAUAGAGAAAAAUCAACUAGAUGAUAAAUACCUUCCUGAGAACUUUAUAGAACAUUGUUUUGCUGAAUUAAGUCCCGUCUGUGCAAUAGUUGGAGGUGUUCUAGGACAGGAGAUAAUUAAGGCAGUUUCUCAAAAAGAUGCACCACACAACAAUUUUUUCUUCUAUAAUGGAGUGGAAGGAACAGGAAUGGUGGAUAAAAUUGGAAACUGAACAUAGUUAUAUCAAAUUUUAAAAAAAACUAUAGGAACAAUUGAUUUAAGUGCUGAAAUGGUGAAAAUCAAGAUCUUAAAUGUUUAAGAAUUAAAGAUAUGGGUUGACAGGACAAGCUUUGAGGACUAGAAAGAUAUUCAUGUAACCAUUCUUGAAGCAGAUAUUGUUUUCGUGUGCAGAAGAACUAGACAUAAAAACUGUUAAAACAUGGCAAAAUAGAAGAGAAAGUUAUAGUACUAUAAUGUAACAAAAAGUUGUUUUCAUUAAAUUGUUAAAAAAAAUUGUCAACCAUUGUGAGAAACCUUUGGAAUAAGAUGCCAACCAUUAACGAUACUGCCAUUCAUUUUGAAUAUUUCUUUGUAUAAUAAAAUAGACUAAAGCAAAAUCAUA